Molecule: messenger RNA, 174 nt
Organism: Aspergillus clavatus NRRL 1
Lineage: Eukaryota; Fungi; Ascomycota; Eurotiomycetes; Eurotiales; Aspergillaceae
Exons: 2
Coding region: 1-174 (57 amino acids)
Source: RefSeq, a predicted model, not a curated record
AUGGAGCGAGGUGGGCCCAACGGGAAAUCUGAGAUCCUCAGUGGGCAGCAACAAGCGAAUGCGGAGAAUGGCUGGGUAGAUGUCAUUGGCCACGAGGGAAUCGGUAACCUCCGACGUUGCUUUGUACUAGGUAGUCACCACAUUGUGAAAUCUGAUUACCAGACAGAUACCUGA